Messenger RNA from Phalaenopsis equestris, 665 nucleotides. Its product is annotated as probable peroxygenase 3. NCBI's taxonomy places the organism in Eukaryota, Viridiplantae, Streptophyta, Magnoliopsida, Asparagales, Orchidaceae. Gene Ontology annotation, molecular function: calcium ion binding; monooxygenase activity. The record is from RefSeq and is a predicted model, not a curated record.
GUUUUCGAGCAAUAGGGUGUGGAGUAUUCUUAUCACUUCUUGCUGGUUUCUUAAUUAAUUUCUUACUUGGUUAUAGCACACAGCCAGGGUGGAUACCCUCUCCUCUCCUACCCAUCCACAUAAGAAACAUACAUAAAUGCAAGCAUGGAAGUGACUCUGAAACAUAUGAUACAGAAGGAAGGUUUGACCCUGCAAAAUUUGAUGCAAUUUUCAGUAAAUAUGCAAUUACACAUUCAGAUGCAUUAACAGGAGCUGAGCUCCACAAAAUGCUUCAAGCUAAUCGCAACCUCACAGACUUCAUUGGAAGGGGUAUAGCACGAGCGGAAUGGCAGUUGCUUUACUCGCUGGCAAAAGAUGAAAGAGGGCUGCUGCACAGAGACGCCAUCAGGGGCUUAUUUGAUGGGAGCUUGUUUGAGCAGUUGGAGAAGAAGAGAAAAGGAGAAUAAAUUAUCAUAAUUAAUUGCAAUUUAAACCUUUCACAUAAUAUUCUGCAUUUUAUUUAUCAAAAAACAUGCAAAGUAACAUUUAAUUCAUGCAGGGAGAAAUAGUAUAAAAUGAAUGUUUUUUUAAUUUUCAUGUUUAUUUGCAUAUUGGUGCUGAUAAAGGUUUUAUUUGUGAGAACUCAAAUACGUGUUAAGGAUUUCUGUAAAUUGUUUGGUGUUUAU